AUGAAUAGGUUGGAAGAUUAUGUAAAUUUUAUAAAAACUAAACAGCAUUCUCUCCCAAAAUACAAAACACUUUUUUACGAUACAUUGAGGGAUGAUAUAUUAAAAAUUAGUCGAAUUAUCACUAACACACUAAAUUAUAAAAAUAUUUUAAUUAUUGAAAAAAAUUUAAACAAAGUGUCUGAAAAAGUGACACAGACCCUAAAUUUAGUAGAAAUAGAUGGAAGUAAAGAUGAAAUACUACAUUUUGAAGGUGUAAAGAAGAUUAUACAAGAAAUGCUUAUAGAUACAAAAAUUAAAUUAGAAAAAGUUAAACAGAAGAAAACAUCUCUGGAUUUAGAAUUGGAACCUGAAAAAAUAACAAAACCGUGUAAAAAAUACGAUACAAAUCUUCAGGAAGAACUUCAAGUCGAAAGACUAGAAAUAAUGGGUAAUAGUCUUGUAGAAAGAUACAGAGUAACAAGACAAAGGUUACUAGAAAUAGAAAGUAUACAAGAAAAUAUAUCAGAACAAUUAAAUAUACAAGACGAACGUAUAGACGAUGUCAUAGGGAAAAUGAGCGAUAUUUAUAAAUCAGUGAAAAAUAGUAAAAAUGUAAUUAAUGAUGAAAAUGGUUCUGGCAGUUUUAUUAGAAGAUUUAUAACCAUUUUAUUUUUUUGUCUAACUUUUAUGAUAAUUUUUUUACAUGUUUACUAUAAAACUUAA
Messenger RNA from Vairimorpha ceranae, 702 nucleotides. Its product is annotated as sec1 family transport protein. Lineage: Eukaryota; Fungi; Microsporidia; Nosematidae. Bases 1 to 702 code for a protein of 233 amino acids. The record is from RefSeq and is a predicted model, not a curated record. The transcript has a single exon.